Molecule: messenger RNA, 1443 nt
Organism: Fusarium keratoplasticum
Lineage: Eukaryota; Fungi; Ascomycota; Sordariomycetes; Hypocreales; Nectriaceae
Product: MFS domain-containing protein
Exons: 12
Coding region: 1-1443 (480 amino acids)
Biological process (GO): transmembrane transport
Cellular component (GO): membrane
Molecular function (GO): transmembrane transporter activity
Source: RefSeq, a predicted model, not a curated record
AUGGAGACCAUAGGAGACGAGAAGCAUCCAGACGCUCUUCAGAGUGAUCUUGCCGGAAAGUCUGACUCGGACACUGAUGCUAUUCAGUGGACAGAGGAGGAGGAAAAGAGACUCCUUCGCAAGGUUGAUCUUAUCAUCUUGCCCCUCUUGAUUCUAGGCUUCUUUGCCCUGCAGCUCGACAGAGGAAACAUUGGCAAUGCUCUGACCGAUGGCUUCUUCAAGGAUGUCGGGAUUACCCAGAACCAGUUCAAUGUUGGCCAGCAGUUGCUGUCGCUGGGUAUCAUUCUUCUUGAAAUCCCUAGCAACCUCAUCCUGUACCGUGUUGGCCCGACUAUCUGGAUCGGCGGUCAGAUCGUAGCAUGGGGUCUGGUCGCAACCUUCCAGGCCUUCCAGAAGGGCCUUGGUCCAUUCAUGGCUACAAGACUCCUCCUUGGACUUUGCGAGGCGGGUUUCAUUCCGGCUUCUCUCUUUACUCUGACCCGAUGGUACAAGAGAGAGGAGACUAGCAAGCGAUACUCUUGGUUCUUCAUCGGCAACCUGGUCGCUGGCGCCGUAACUGGCCUUAUUGCCUAUGGCAUCUUGCACAUGCGAGGAGUCGCCGGCCUGGCUGGAUGGCAAUGGCUAUUCAUUCUCGAGGGAAUCUUCACCAUUCUUGUUGGUAUCGCUUUUCUGGUCACGUUCCCUACCCAAGUUGCAAAGCCGGUCUCCCUUCUCGGUUUCCGCUACUUCAAUGAGCGGGAGGCCCAGAUCCUCUACGAGAGAGUCUUGCGUGAUGAUCCUACCAAGGCCCAGGUCAAGCAGAGCGUCACAUGGGAAGAGAUGAGGAAUGUCUUGACUGACUGGAAGCUACUACCUCACGUCGGCUUCACGAUCUGCGGUCUUGCACCCGCUUCUGCCUUCGGUUCAUAUGCGCCAAGCUUGGUUGCUAGCUUCGGAUAUAAGCCUCUCGAGUCCAACGCCAUGUCUUCAGUUGGAUCCUGGCUGCUGUUGUUUACCAACUUGUUUUGGGGUUGGGCUAGUGAUAAGAUGAGAGCCCGUGGACCCAUGGUUGUACUCGGCUUUGUAAUCGGUCUGGCUUUCAACAUUGGCAUGUAUGUGUUGGUUGACUCGACAAACUCCAACCUCAAGUUUGCCAUCUUUACCCUUUCAAACGCCUUUUCAUGGCCAUGGCACCCCGUCAACGGCGCCUGGCUCUCAUUGAACGCGAGAACACCUGGUGAGCGAUCAGUCACGCUGGCCAUCCACAUCAUGUCGGCCAACUGCGCUGGAAUCGUGGGAAAGCAGCUCUUCCGCUCAGAGGAUGCGCCCAACUAUCCUAUCGGAUUUGGUGUUAUCAUGGCCCUCACAGCUGUGGCGGUCGUGCUGUCGUGUGUUGCCAACCUUCAGUACUACUUCUGCAAUGGACGGAAGCUGGCUCGAAGCGGAUUGAGGUAUUCGUAUUAA